ACAUGCAAGUGAACGCCGGGUAAUCUUCUUUUCGAUUGUUGUGACAACAUUCCAAAGUUUGUAAACAAACGUUCUACGAAGCUGUCAAACAAGAGCAAAGUGCGAAUGGGAACUUUUAAAAAGGAUAUUUUCUUUUCCUCGUGUUUGUAUAAGGACUUUCAUAAGUAGCCAUCACCAAGGUAUAUAGCGACCACCUGUGUCAUCGCAGCCGAAGAAAUUGUGAAGCGAAAUUGAAUCAGACCCUAGGUACCCACUUCAGUAAGUACUACCACCCUAGGUUGAAGAUGAGGGGUGAAAAAAUUAAGGAGCAAGAAUCAGAAUCUGACUGGGACAGCAUGUCAGAAAUGGAACCUCCACCUAAAGAAGCCGUUCGGGUUAAAGCUUCACAGAGUUCUUCUCAAGGUCAAGCAGCUGCAGUACCUCGUAAAUUGAAAUCAUUGACUUUUGUUGAUCCUGAGAGUGGGAAGGGUGGUGGUGAAAAACCACCACCAUUUGAUUUCAAGUCUGAAACACCCGCUGAUACAAAGGAAGAAAUGCCUAUAAAACCUGGAAAGGCUAGAAAAGGAAACAUUUAUAAUCCAAAUGAGGCAAAACAGAGACAUGUGAGUUUUGCUGAAGGACUGGAAUCAUCUAGAGGUAGCUCAGAAAUGAAUGGAAGAGACACAGGUGGAGUCACUGAUUCAGAAGAUCCUUUGUAUGCAACUGUGAACCACAAACUACCAAAUAUGAAAAGGAAGAGCCCUACCAGUGACAGCGAAGACCAAUCAUUUGAAAAAUUGACCAGAGAAGAGAGAAGAAAGAAAGCACUUAUUCCAGAAAACACUGGAAGAUCUUUGCAAGGAUUGGAAAAUAAAGGUUAUGUUGAUGAUGAGGAGAGUUUUCCUUCAGGAAAGCCAUCAAAGUCAAGCAUUUUGAGAAACAAGAGAAAGAAUCCACCUAAAUUACCAGUGCAAGAAAGUUCACUUGUUCUUCCUGAAAAUGAGACUGUUUUGACAUCAAAAAUCGCUGGAACUGAGAGUGUAGAGGGGUUGCAACCCUUGAUACUAAGUUUGGGCCAGACGUCCAUUGAAGCUGCUGGGAAGAAGCCAAUUGAUGCAAUGAAUAAGGCAAUAUCAGAAGCAUGCACCUUUCUAACUUUUCCUGUGUUCUUUUUUUCAUUAUUGCUUCACCAUGUCAUUAGGUUUUUUCUCCAGGGAUUGAUCAAGCCUCUGGUAGUCGAUUCACUUGUGUUAGUGGUGGAGUACCUUGUUAGACCUUGCUUGGGUUUGGUAGUAAAACCAGUGUUAUUCAGUUUACAUGGAGCAUCGUCUGCUUUUAGUGAUAUCGUAUUAGUUUGUCUAAGACCUGUCACAGUGAUAUUACAGUCUGUAAGACUCAUUGAGAUCCACUACACAAGAAGGUAUUCAGUUGAAGAUGUAUGAGUGAUUGAACUUCGUUAGCAAACAUGCUUUACUUAUGUAUUUGAUAGGUAAGUGAUCUUUUGCUUCAUACUCCAUAAGAGAAGUAUCAUUUAGUAGGUUUUAUGUAUGUUCCAUAUAAGCAAGCUAUGCCAAAGCAAAAAUAUUUCAGUUAAGGAUAAAGCCAGCUCUUAUCUUUAUAAAAGUUUUUGUGUUGUUUUACCUAUUUUGAAGUUAUUUUGAGCUUAGGAACCUUGAUGUUGCAUCCCAUUGGCUUAUAAUACUUCUUGUGUGUUUUGUCUUUUGUGCCAAUGUCUUUGUGAACUGAAUCUUUUUACUAAAAGACAAGUUCUUGGGAAGUUUAUAUGUGCAGGUGAGCACAUGAGUGGUUUUUAAAAUUUGACUUGUGCCAUAUAGUGGAAAGUCUUGAAUACUGCAUUCUACUUUUCAUUUUUACAAAGGAUGCGAACUAGCUGGAUUGCCUGUAAUUCACUCAUACUUUGAUAUAAUUCUUUUUCCAUUGUGAUUAGCAAUUUUUUGUCAAAUGUUAUUUUUUUUAUUUAUAAGAAAAAAGUUAAAGAAUUUCCAAGUUAUAUUUUUCAUGAGUUGUUGGUGUGUCAUAUUAAUCAUGUGAUACUAAAUUUAUUGUAAGUUUUUCUGCUUUUUUUCCAAUCUCAGUGACAAUCCUAAAUUGGUCUAUAACUCAUGGAAUAAUUUAAGCCCACUUUUGAAAUGUAAGUUAUCUUGAAGGCAUUUGUGUAGAAUUUUAACUUUAAAAAUCUCUAUGUAGUUGUGCAUCUUAUGAAGAGGAAAAAACAUUACAAUUAAGGUCUGGUAUCAGGAAGCUAAUUUUCUGAGUGGAAAAUACCCCAGAUAUAAAACACUCUACAGAUCUUAGUAGUAAUGUGUUGUGACACUUCAGACACCAUGUUACACAGAGAGUUCUUGUCUUGUGACCUCCAACUAUCUCUCUCUCUUUCACACACACACACACACACACACACACACACACACACACACACACACACACACACACACACACACACA
Molecule: messenger RNA, 2444 nt
Organism: Macrobrachium nipponense
Lineage: Eukaryota; Metazoa; Arthropoda; Malacostraca; Decapoda; Palaemonidae
Exons: 8
Coding region: 285-1421 (378 amino acids)
Source: RefSeq, a predicted model, not a curated record